Verticillium dahliae VdLs.17 is the source of this 1231-nucleotide messenger RNA. RefSeq lists its product as uncharacterized. NCBI's taxonomy places the organism in Eukaryota, Fungi, Ascomycota, Sordariomycetes, Glomerellales, Plectosphaerellaceae. The transcript is spliced from 4 exons. Bases 158 to 1231 code for a protein of 357 amino acids. Gene Ontology annotation, molecular function: methyltransferase activity. The record is from RefSeq and is a predicted model, not a curated record.
AACAACCUUCCAUUGCAGCGGUAUGCUCCGUCGCUCGAGAAUGUCUUCUUGCACCUUGCGACCAACUUCCCAGAUCCAAAGAGGGGACUUUGCAGUGGCAAGAGAGUCAAUGCUAACUGUCAAUGGCAGGAUCCUGAUGUAGUGGGAAACCUGGAGAAUGACAACGACUCAUCCGCUGACGUCGAAAGGUCAGCAGCUGAAGAUAUCCAGAACUGAGGAUCGAUACUCAUCCUAUCGUUCAGUCUACGUGAAUCCACAGCAUCACUGCGGUCCAGCAUUCUCGAGUAUCGCAACAUCAAUGGCCGCCAUUUUCAGUCGUCAACAACAACCGACUACUGGGCACCAACUGACGAGAAACACAUUGAGGGGUUUGACCUUGCGUACGACACUCUGCUUAAUCCACCAGUACAUGUUGCUCUUGAUGGACAACAAGCUCUCCAAUGCCCCCAUCGGCAACAAUCCCCAAAGAAUUCUUGAUAUUGGCACAGGCACAGGAAUCUGGGCCAUCGACAUGGCUGACGAGUUUCCUUCUGCCGAGGUGCUCGGCACUGACAUCUCGGCUGUCCAGCCUAGUUGGCUCCCGCCAAACUGCAAGUUUGAGAUUGAUGACGCGCAGCUAGACUGGACGUUUCCCGUGAACCAUUUCUCCUACAUCCACGCCCGCCACCUUUACGGCGGCAUUGAUGACUGGCCUAAGCUUUACCGCCAGGCCUUCACCCACUGUGCCCCAGGUGGCUGGUUCGAAAACGUUGAGAUCGAGCUCACUACGCGUGCGGAAAACCCGCGCUACACUCUCGGCCCGGACCAUGUUUUCACUCAAUGGCGAGACCUGUUCUUUGCUGCUGGCGACAAGAUAGGGCGCACGUUCCGCAUAGCUGAGAAUAACCGCAUGGAGCGCGACAUGCGCGACGCUGGGUUUGUUGACAUCGUGACACAUCAGUGGAAGGUUCCUAUUGGUGGGUGGGCAAGUGACCCGAAACUGAAGAAGGUCGGCCUCUUCAACGGGUUGUUCAUUGAUCAGUCAAUCGACGGUUUCGUUGUUUUCCCUAUUGGUGAGAUUCUGGGUUGGUCGUUUGACGAAGUCACUGUUCUCGUGGCGAACAUGAGGGCCGCCCUUCGCGAUCCCAAAGCGUUACCGUAUUACAAUCUGCACAUGGUGUAUGGUCGGAAGCCGGACAAUGCCGUGUCGCCGCCGCUUGCGCCCCAGAAAAGUCCGAGUCCGCCGGCGUAG